GAGUAUAACCGGGCCGGUCUGCCCAGUUCUCGCAGCGCUCGCAGUUCGCAGCGGCCUCCUCCACGCAUUUGACAGUGUGACAGUCCGACAACAUGCCCAGCAAGACGUACGCCACGCUCCACACCGGGGCCAAGAUGCCCCUCCUCGGCUACGGAACCUGGCAGGCCGUGGAGGGCCAGCUGGAGGGCGCCCUGCACGCGGCCCUGGAGGCCGGCUACCGCCACAUCGACACGGCGGCCGCCUACAGGAACGAGGAGGCCAUCGGCCAGGUGCUCAAGGAGUGGAUGGACUCGGGCAAGGUGAAGCGCGAGGACCUCUUCAUCGUCACUAAGCUGCCGGCCGCAGGCAUCCGACCCUCCGGCCCCAAGAAGUGGCUGAGCGACUCGCUCCGGAAGCUGGGCCUGGACUACGUGGACCUGUACCUCGCCCACUGCCCCUUCUGCGCCAAGGAGUCGCCCGACGACUCCCCCUUCCCCAUCGGCCCCGACGGCAAGAUGAAGUUCGAGUCCGACACCGACCACGUCGGCAUGUGGAAGGCCAUGGAGGCCGAGGUGCACGCCGGGCGCGCCAAGGCCAUCGGGCUGUCCAACUACAACAAGCGCCUCAUCCAGAAGGUGCUGGACAACUGCACCAUCAAGCCCGCCAACCUGCAGGUCGAGCUGCACGUGUACAUGCAGCAGAAGCCCCUCGUCGACUUCUGCCACCAGAACGGCAUCACCGUCUGCGCCUACUCGCCCAUCGGCAGCCCCGGCUCCGAGAACUUUGUCAAGAACUUCGGGAUCACGCUGCCGGACCUGAUCAAGAACCCCACCAUCGUGGAGGUGGCGCAGAAGCACAAGAAGACGCCCGGCCAGGUGCUGCUCAAGCACAUCGUGCAGAGGGGCAUCAUCGCCAUCCCCAAGUCGCUGUCCAAGGAGCGCAUCCAGCAGAACAUCGCGCUGUUCGACUGGGAGCUGAGCACGGUGGACAUGGCCAAGAUCGACGCGCUGGACCAGGGCAAGGCCGGCCGCAUCUUCGACAUGGCCUUCUUGGGACUCGACAGGAGCCAUCCCGCGUACCCGUUCGGCGAGUACCCAUAAGCAGCGCCGCCAUCUUCUCCUAAGACUUGCUUUUUUUUGUAUCAAAGAAUAAACCAAAUAUGACUGUUCCCUGGA
Messenger RNA from Thrips palmi, 1154 nucleotides. RefSeq names its product aldo-keto reductase family 1 member A1-like. The transcript has 5 exons. Gene Ontology annotation, molecular function: aldose reductase (NADPH) activity. The record is from RefSeq and is a predicted model, not a curated record. Gene Ontology annotation, cellular component: cytosol. The coding region runs from base 93 to 1079 and encodes 328 amino acids. Lineage: Eukaryota; Metazoa; Arthropoda; Insecta; Thysanoptera; Thripidae.